Molecule: messenger RNA, 2247 nt
Organism: Neltuma alba
Lineage: Eukaryota; Viridiplantae; Streptophyta; Magnoliopsida; Fabales; Fabaceae
Product: probable ribosomal RNA small subunit methyltransferase B
Exons: 17
Coding region: 42-1628 (528 amino acids)
Biological process (GO): regulation of DNA-templated transcription; rRNA processing; RNA methylation
Molecular function (GO): rRNA methyltransferase activity; RNA binding
Source: RefSeq, a predicted model, not a curated record
GGUAUCGGCACUGGGGAGGAGAAGAUAGAAGCUAAACAUCAAUGGCGCAAUUGCUGUGCCUCGGUCUCUAUUGCCCCCUCCAACCCAACAAAAUUUCAGCUUCUUCUUCUAAGGCCCUGAAGCUUGGUGAGUCAACCAAUGGGUCAAAGAUAUCCAUUUCCACAACCAGAAAAGGUGCUGCCAAUCGCUUGCUCAAAACCCGGAAGCUGAAUUUGGAGGUUUCUCCUCACAGAGCAGUAUCAGCGGUUAGGUUGAUGAGGAUAGAGUUUGGAGGUGCUUUUGCUGACCUUCUCAAUGAGAAAGGCAAAGGUUCAGGUGAGAAUGAGAUGGCAUAUGUUGAAAGAACUCUUGGCUUCCGCACCCGGCAGUUAAAUGAUCAAGAUCUCAGGCUGGUUACAGACAUUGUAGGGGGAACAAUUCGUUGGAGAAGAUAUCUUGAUCAUUUGAUUAGUUCAAUAAGUCACGAUAAAGAUAUAUCUAGCAUGGAACCCCUACUGUUGCAGAUUCUACGGGUUGGCUUCUAUGAGAUUGUCCAGUUAGAUAUGCCACCUUAUGCUGUUGUUGAUGAGAAUGUUAGGCUUGCCAAAGUUGCUCUCAGACCUGGUGCUGGCAACAUGGUCAAUGGAAUCCUUCGAAAGCUUGCAGUGCUUAAGGAAAAUGAAAGCCUUCCUUUGCCCAAAGUGGAGGGUGAUGACCGUGCUCAAGCGCGUGCUCUUGCUACUUUGUAUUCUCAUCCAGUUUGGAUGGUAAGAAGAUGGACAAAGCAUCUUGGGCAGGGAGAAGCUAUCAAAUUGAUGAUCUGGAACAACAGUGAACCCAGUUACAGUUUAAGGGCAAACCGCGCAAGAGGUUUUUCAAGAGCUGACCUUGUGGCACAGCUUAAUGCAUUGAAGGUCCCGCACACGCCUUCAUCACAUUUGGAUGAAUUUGUUCGCAUCAAAACUGGGCUACAGAUUGUCAUUCAUGCUGGUCUGCUUAAGAAGGGUUUAUGCUCAGUUCAGGAUGAGAGCGCAGGUCUGGUAGUUUCUGUUGUGGAUCCUCAGCCUGGUGAAGUCAUUGUUGAUUGCUGUGCUGCUCCUGGCGGAAAGACUCUGUACAUGGCCUCUCACUUACGUGGUCAAGGUAUGGUGUUUGCAAUUGAUGUAAAUCGUGGUAGAUUGAGAAUUCUUAAAGAGACAGCAAAAUUGCACCAAGUUGAUGGUGUCAUUACCGCCAUCCAUGCUGAUCUUCGUGAGUUACCUGAUAGCAAACCACUUAAGUGUAAUAAAGUUUUGUUGGAUGCUCCUUGCUCCGGACUUGGUGUUCUUUCCAAGAGAGCGGACUUACGCUGGAACCGGAAGCUAGAGGACAUGGAAGAAUUAAAGAAAUUACAGGAUGAGCUGCUAGAUGCAGCAUCCAAAUUGGUAAACCCAGGUGGAGUGUUAAUCUACAGUACGUGCUCCAUAGAUCCCGAAGAGAAUGAUGAGAGGGUGGAUGCUUUUCUUGCAAGACAUCCAGAUUUCCACAUCGAUGCCGUAGAUAGGUUUGUUCCGCCUGAUUUUGUGACGGACCGUGGCUUCUAUUUCUCCAACCCAGUAAAACAUUCACUGGAUGGCUCCUUUGCUGCUCGAUUGGUUCGAGCUUCAUAAAAUGAAUCCUGGGUAAUAAUCUUCAGUAUCUUCAUUGUCUUUUGAGGGAAAAUUCAGUUGAAAACCGAUUCCUAGUACUGCUGCUUACAUUGGUGCUGGUCUUCGCUCCAAUUUUUGCAAGCACUGUCUCGUGCACUGAAAUCAGACAUUUUUCCUUCUGGGGGAUAUUUCACACUCAGAACAGGGAAUCAUCUGCAAUUUUUCCCAAAUAUCGUUUAAAAAUAUAUGAAUGGUCUACAGCCCAAGAGCAUUUCCAUUUUUUUUUUUCCUGGUAAUCACGGAUGGGCUGCAUCCCAAAAGCAUCAACAGAGGCACUUACAUUGUUGAAGGAUGAUUAUUGUCGAUUUUCAGGCAAAACACCUAACUUUCUGUGGCAAAUCUUGUGGCCGAUGGUCAUAUUAUGUAUACUUUUGCUCCAGUUGCUUCAUGAAUUUUUUUUCUUUUUUUGGGUCCUGAAUCUGGUAGAUUGCUGGACUUCCUUUUUUAACAGGACCUCAUGAAGUAAAAUGUUUGAUGGAUGUAAAUAAAAAAAUGCUACUCUUCUUGUAAGUACUGGAUUCCAGUUAAGGCUGGUGCAGUUUUUGUUAUAUGAAAUUGCCACUGACCUUGGGAGAACAAA